AUGAGUCCAUUAUUCUAUGUAUUAAGUUAUAUUGUAGCUUUUUUUAUUAUUGUAGAUGCUACAAAUGUAGAAUUAUCACCUUCAACAAUGGGAUUUGCCAGUCCUAAUUUUGAAAUGUCAACCGAAGUACCUGAAUUUAUAAAUCAAGAUAUAGUGGAUAAAUCAGUUGGAAUUGAUGAUAGUUUAAAGGAAGUACAUGAUAUUUCUCAAUUAGAUGCUGAUACAGAUACAUCUGUUGAGAGGAAGUAUGAGGAUCUGAAUAUUUUUCCUCCUCUCGAUUCGGUAGUACCUAUAAGUAUUGAUGAAGCAAACACAGAAUUUACUUCUAUUUUAUUAUCUGAUGACAUUAUUUCAUCUGAUAAAUUAAGAGAUAAAUUGAAGAUGAUUAAUGUAAAAGUUCCUAUUUUUCAUGAUUUAUUGGGGGAAUUGAAAUCAAAUGAUCCAAGAGUUGAAAUUAAUGCCAGUCCUAAAUUCUCGUUAUUUGUAACAAUGGAACACCCAAGAAUGUCACGUAUAAUUACAUUUAUUUCUAAUUACUUGGGUUUUCACCAAAAUGUCGAGGAGAUUUCAAAGGACCUGUUUUCUGCUGUAACAUAUAGUGAAUGUAUGGAUAGAUUAAAUAAAUGGGAUAAAUGGUUGGAUGGGAAUAUAUUAAGUUUUUGUUCAAGUAUCGUACGAUCUGAUAUUCUUUCAAUUCAACCAGAGGAUUUACCAAAAAAUAUUUUAAAUGGACGUGAUGAAGUUUAUAAAUUAAGUGGAAUUGUAAUGUCUAUCCCUAUUGCUUUAUUUACUCCUAUAAAUAAGCUUACAUGGAGAUAUCUAGUGACUCCAAAUGGGCAAUAUCAGGCUUAUAAUGCUGGUGUUAUUGAUGGAUUUGCUCACUUUAGAUUUCUAUCAUCAAAGCUCCAUGAUAUGAUACGUUUAAUUCACACUCCUAAUUAUCAAUUUUGGGAUGAUGUAAAGGUAGAGUUAUUUAAUGGAUUAUUAAUAGCAGAAAAUUAUAUAGAUUCAAAUUCUUCGGUUUCUAGAAAGACUCUUAAAAUGGAGGUAGAUAUAAAAAACUUUUAUACUAAUUGGUUUAAGGGUUCACCAAAUUAUCCAUGUUCUGCGUUGUUUUUGGAUUCUUUUAAUACACUCACACCAUUAUAUGAUGGUAUUUAUGCUAUGUUUGAUGUAAUUUCAGAGUCUUUUGAAAAAUUAAAUGAGUUAUUUAAUUUUUCUAAGACUCCUAGGCUAACUACAAGAAAUCCAAGGGAUAUUUUACUUCGUAUAAUUUUACCAGUAUUUGUAAAGACAGAAAACCAAUUGAAGAUUUAUAAAGAGCAAUAUGUCAAUAAAAGUGUAUUGAGGAUGUUUGCUAUUCUAGAAGAAGUAGAUUUUAGUACAGAAGCUGCAGAGUUAAGUUUAUCAAAGUUUAGUAAUUGUGCUUCGAAAUUUAAGAAUAUGAAUUCUUUCAAACAUUCUCUUCGUAACAUUAAGAGGAAGUAUUCAAAAUAUAUUAUGGCCCUAAAUAAAGAAUUAAAUUUGAAAUUGCCCACUCCACAUAUCUCUAGUCCAUUAUAUAUAAAGGGUCGUACAUUUGGAUUUAAGAAUUUGUUCAGGAAAGAUGCUGGAAGAGUUAAUGGUGAAUUUUAUAGAGAGAGAAAUCCUUUAAAAGGAAGAUUAGAUAUGAUGAAAAGUAACAAAUCUGGAUUAAAGUCUUACACAGUAAAAUAA
Messenger RNA from Cryptosporidium muris RN66, 1716 nucleotides. RefSeq lists its product as uncharacterized. The transcript has a single exon. Bases 1 to 1716 code for a protein of 571 amino acids. The record is from RefSeq and is a predicted model, not a curated record. NCBI's taxonomy places the organism in Eukaryota, Apicomplexa, Conoidasida, Eucoccidiorida, Cryptosporidiidae.